AUGUAUGUAUCCGAAUUGAAAACUGUCGACACACAAUGUAAUCUGUGGCAUGAGGCCCAGGAUUAUAAUGGAGCGGACGAGAUAGGUUCUUGUGUUUUGAAUUUCAUUGAGAAAACUGUCCACAAGAUGGAAGAAACUAUUGUGGAUUUCGUGUUUUACUCCGAUGCUGUGAUUGAUAUCGAUGGCUAUGAAGAAAGCGAUUCAAGCACAAAUGAAGUGGAACAAAAUGAUGACUACAUGUUUUCGGAUUCGGAGUCGAUGCAGGCUCUUGAAGAAUAUAGAGAUCGAAGCUCUUCCUUGAUUUUUCGCGAAUCGCAAACCUUGACGACAGACGAUGCUCGAAUCACUAAUGAUGCUCAAAUCACGAACGAUGCCCAAAUCACGAACGAUGCCCAAAUCACGAAUAAUGCUCAAAUCGCAAAUGAUUACAUUUCGAUCGAGUUAUCUCCAACGGCAGAUGAUAUUAAUCAGCCGGAUGCAGAAAAUUCAGACUCAGCAACUUCGGUUGAAAGAUCGUUCGAAGAUGUACCUUUUGAUGGAAACGCACAUGCGCAAAAGAAGCAGAAAGGAAUUAAUUAUAAAAACUGGAAAGUUCGUGGAGUUCUCUGGAAAGUGCACCUCCUCUUCACCUUGAAAGACGAAAAAUCUCUAAAUCCAAGUGGCUUCAUCUUCAUGAAUUAA
Messenger RNA from Phaedon cochleariae (mustard beetle), 681 nucleotides. Lineage: Eukaryota; Metazoa; Arthropoda; Insecta; Coleoptera; Chrysomelidae. The record is from the annotation of a GenBank genome assembly.